AUGGGACGGCUCUCCUGUGGCGGCGGCGUGCAGCCCAAGCUCCGCAAGGGCCUCUGGUCGCCCGAGGAAGACGAGAAGCUGUACAAUCACAUCAUUCGACACGGCGUCGGCUGCUGGAGCUCUGUCCCCAAGCUCGCAGGCAAGCAACACAACAAGCUUACACACUCUCACUGUUGGCUGCAGCGCUGCGGCAAGAGCUGCCGCCUGCGUUGGCUCAACUACCUCCGCCCGGACCUCAAGCGCGGCAGCUUCUCGCAGCAGGAGGAGGACCUCAUCGUCGCGCUCCACGAGAUCCUGGGCAACAGGUGGUCGCAGAUCGCGUCGCACUUGCCGGGGCGGACGGACAACGAGAUCAAGAACUUCUGGAACAGCUGUCUCAAGAAGAAGCUCCGGCAGCGGGGCAUCGACCCGGCCACGCACAAGCCAAUCGCCGCGGGAGCCGCCGCGGAGAAGGGCGCAGCGCUGCCUGACGCUCGGGACCACGACCGUAAGCCCGGAGGAGCCGACACCGACGCCGACGGUCUCGCCCAGAGCAAGCAGCAGCAGCCGGCGGCGGCCGUGUUCGACCCGUUCCCGGUGACCGACUUCGGCUUCGACCUGAGCGUGGCGGCAUUGUACGUCGGCCCGUACGGCGACGACGACGUCGGCGUCGUCGGCAAGGCGUCGCCGGACGCCGGGUUCGUGGCCGACUACAGCAGCGUGCUGGACGUGUCGGAGAACCUGGGCUACGGGGAGAGCUCCAGCAACAGCAGCAACUGGAACUGCGGCGCGGAGAUGAGCAAUGCCGUGCUCGACAGCGAGGUGCUGCACUGGGCCUCCGGCGCUGCCGCCGCCAAGCCGGAGCCCUACACGGAGCUGGAGCAGCAGCAGCACAGUGGAGGCUACGCCGGCGGGGGGCAGGCGGUGGACGACGACGACGACGACGCGCUGGGGCACAAGUUCUUGCAGCCCUGCGGCCAGGAGCAGAGCCUGGCGCAUUUCGACUUCAACUUGGAAUACUUCUGA
This is a messenger RNA of Miscanthus lutarioriparius, 1005 nucleotides long. Lineage: Eukaryota; Viridiplantae; Streptophyta; Magnoliopsida; Poales; Poaceae. The record is from the annotation of a GenBank genome assembly.